Molecule: messenger RNA, 1376 nt
Organism: Lepus europaeus (European hare)
Lineage: Eukaryota; Metazoa; Chordata; Mammalia; Lagomorpha; Leporidae
Gene: LDOC1
Product: LDOC1 regulator of NFKB signaling
Exons: 1
Coding region: 135-575 (146 amino acids)
Source: RefSeq, a predicted model, not a curated record
GGGCCCCGCGCUCGCCGUCCCCCGCCCCUGGCCACAGCACUUUAUAGGACACGCACUUCCUGCAAGGCCUCUUGUGUGCAUCUUGGCCCAGCGGAGCCUACUCGAGCGAGCCCAGAGCUUUCAAGCUGUUCGAGAUGGUGGACGAGCUUGUGUUACUGCUGCACGCCCUGCUGGUGAGGCACCGCGCCCUGAGCAUCGAGAACAGCCAGCUCAUGGAACAGCUGCGGCUGCUGGUUUGCGAGAGGGCCAGCCUGCUGCGCCAGGUACGUCCGCCGAGCUGCCCGGUGCCCUUCCCUGAAACGUUUAACGGCGAGAGCUCCCGGCUCCCCGAGUUUAUUGUGCAGACGGCGUCUUACAUGCUCGUGAACGAGAACCGGUUCUGCAACGACGCCAUGAAGGUGGCAUUCCUAAUCAGCCUCCUGACCGGGGAAGCCGAGGAGUGGGUGGUGCCCUACAUCGAGAUGGAUAGCCCCAUCCUAGGCGAUUACCGGGCCUUCCUGGAUGAGAUGAAGCAGUGUUUCGGCUGGGACGAUGACGAAGACGACGACGACGACUAUGAAGAGGAUGAUUACUAGGCCCCGAGCCGCUGGGGGCCUUUGAGGGGAGAGCCCUGCACGCAGCCACUUCUCCCUCUCCUCCACCCCCACCCCCUCCCACCCGACCCCUGGAGCUGCUGCACUCCCCCUUGCCUUCCUGUUCUCCCCUCCCCAACCCCCGAAGUGCUUGUCUUUGUUCCAGGAGUAGUGCUCCAGAUACCUGCUGCUGGGGCUGGGCAGGGGCCUCACCCUGAAGCCGGUUGUCAUCUGAUUUGCCUAGCCCCAGGACCUCUCCCCAGCUCAUCUGAACUGUGUCAUAAGCCCCAGUUAUAGGCCAGGCCCCUGCUACAAACUGCUCAGAUCACCCUGCUGCUGCCACCUGCCUCGCUGCCAGGCCUACACCUGCACAGAGACUCAUGCUACCACUUCGCCAUCGCCCACUGCAAGCCUCUGACAGAUCAUCGCCUUUAGAGACAAGGACCAACACAGAAGACUUCUGACCUGGCUACACCUUUUCGGACAUUGAUUUGGACAGCUCAUUGGCCCCUGAAGGGGCUGUUUUUCAACCUGGUUAGUUCCCUACCUACUCCUAGGGUCCCAGCCUGAGUGCUGCGGGGACCUGGUGUGCCUGGCAACCAAAUUGUUGAUAUCUCUUUUCUCUAAUGCACAACUGUCGUUUUUCUUUCAUAAUUGCAGCAGCCCCACUGAUGUGUGUGGUUGAACAAAUGUUUCUAAAAACAAAGCAAACAAAAAGCAAAAAUGCACUCAGCCCAGCUCCUCAAUACUACCUGGAAAAAAAAAGUUGGCAUUAUUUUCAAUAAAUAUCAAGCACUACAAAAA